AUGACGUAUUAUGCAAAAACAAGUAAACGCAUUAAAGCUCAUACAACUGUUAUUCUAUACCUAGUCAUAGGCAUCUGUAUGAUUUUUGGUACGCAUGCUGCAAAUAAUGAAUGCAGUUAUUUGGGUACACUAGAGAUUAAAGAAUUAUUCGAAAAUAUAGAUAAAAAUGACUUAAUUUCCGCUAUGCCCAAUGAAGACUUCAAUAGAAUGUUGGAAUUGCUCAAUGAAUCAUCUGCCUCAAAAGAUAAAGAAUUGGAUUCUGAAAAAAACAUAGUGAACACUAGGAAGUUUUCAGAGGCGCAUGCUGCAAAUAAUGAAUGCGAUUAUUUGGAUAUAACCGAGAUUGAAGAAUUCUUGAAGGAUUCAAACAAAAGUGACUUAACUCCUGUUGUGUCUAAUGAAGAAAGAAAUAGAAUAUUGGAAUUGCUCAAUGAAUUCUCUGCUUCAAACGAUAUAGAACCAAAUUUAGAAAAUCAUGCAAGCGACACCCACUAUCAAAUUGCUCCAGAACAAAAAGCGAUAAUAAUUUCUACAUUCUAUAUAGAUGAUUCUGGAGAUCGAUUUUAUAUAGAUGAUAAAGGAUACAGCAUUUGUAUGUAUCUAACAAUAAAUACGGUAUCCGAAGAUAACAUCUCGUAUAAUGUAUACAUCGAUGAAUUCGGGAAUCAGAUUCAUAUAGAUAGUAGUAUAUGUCCUUUGGCUUUUAAUAUUGACAAUUUAAAUAUUGAAGAUAUAUCUAGUAAAGUAUGCAGCAAACAGGAAGAAAGCAUACCUAAUAAUCCAGUCAAAGCAACCACACUAAAGCGCCCAAGAGAUUCUACUUUAACCAGUUCAGGCGAUAAUUUAAAAACCAAAAGAUGCAAAUUUAUAAAGAGUAGAGAUUCUUAUUUGGGUGGUGCUAAAAUAUUCAUUAAAUCGGAUAAGUACCAAACGGCUUGUACGAACCUCAAGGCCUACAAAUCUGAAGCACAAAGCGAUAUAACCCGAGAUAAACCCCACGGGUUUUCAUACUUGUUUACUAAAGGUGGCAUGGAUAAUGAAAAUACAAAAUGUGAAUGUAGUGUUAAGGAGAACUACAAAGAUCAAUAUCAAUUCUGGCACUUUUUAACUAGUUCACGCCAUAACUCCUUGGCUGAAAAGAUAAAGUGCAUUAAAAGCUUAGCUAAUGAGAUAAAAGCGAAAGAAGUAAAGGAUAUCACGUCAAAUAGUCAUUAUUAUUAUUCCUUUUUAGAGGAUUUGAAAAACUACAUAGAAAAUCAUAUAGACAUAGAUCACAUUAGUGCAAAAUACGACUACACAGAUAGCAGUAAGAACAACAUAUGCUCUAAAUCUAAAACAGAACCAGAGACACUUGGAGAAAUAUAUGAGGAAACCCAAACAGAUCUUAAGUGGUGGGCUAACAGUAUGUCGAUUAUCUCUGCAAAAACUGAGGAAAUUAAGAGUGCAGGAUCUGCAGAUGCAGCACUAAAAGAAAAGCUGCACUUUAUUCUAAAGCUGCCAGAGGUGCUCAGAGACUUGGUUCUGAUAACUCCCGAGAUACUAUCAAAGAUAAAGAAAGAAAUGGAAACUUCCCCUUUUUCAGAGGCUAGAAAGGCUUUAUGCAUCAUAGAGUACUUAUACUACUUAGUGAACGAUGAUGCAAAAAAAGCGAAUAUUGCGUAUACGAAAGUUCAAAAACUAUCUGUGAAUGGAAAGCAUCUAAAUGUCCGGAGUGCCAUUGAAAUAUACAGCUUUGUCUAUAAUGUGUUUUGUUCGUUCUACCAAUGUGCGCCAUCUACCUGUGUGAUGGAUGUUAAAAGUGAAGAAGGCAAAGCAGAAAAAAAAGAAGCAUGCAUUAAAGGAAUUUUUCAGUCAGACUGUCCAUACAUACCGCAGAAUGGUGUCUUCAGACUGCAUGGAAAAAGAGCAAUUGUAAAGCCAACUCUCGGAAAAUACAACCUGAAUAAGACUACAAAUUCAACCAGCAAUGGCUCCAACUCAAUGGUCAUAGAACAGCAAAAUCGACUAUUUUUAAAUAUAGCAUAUCAAUGCUCCAAAGAUCACUACCAUGUGCAGCUAGUUGACAACACCCGUCAUACCGUAAAACUCAUUCCUAUUCCAUAUUCUCCCUAUUGUGAAAAUUACAUUGCUAGAAAUAGAUCUAUACAAAGGAAAACUCAUUCAAUUCGAUAUAUAGUAGAGUAUAUAAAGUCUGUACUGAAGUCAACCUAUCCAGAGAAGAGUUCAGAUUUUAAUGUAUAUCCAUUUAAGUAUAAUAGAAGAAUUAGAAAGUGGUCAUUAAUAGAUGAGAAUUUCACUUGGCAUAGGGUGAAAGAAUUAGAUAAAUCUCUAAAUGAAAUGAAUGACACUAAACAUAGUGUGGUUUUUUACUACUUUGAAGAUGGUCUAACCCAAAAUCAUUUUAGAUUUGUAGAUUUCCAAACCCCAGCUGAUCCGAACUCCGAAACACUACGAAUUCCUUUAUUUCUUACAAACUUUACGAUGAUGAGUACUAUAAUUAGUCCAUAUAUGUUUUUUGAUAAAGCAUACAUUCGAACCGAAAUAAUUAAAAAUUAUGCCACUGAGAAAAAAAGGAUUAAACCUACUAAAAUGAUCAUUGAUACAGCUGCAACCAGCCAGAAGCCAUCUUCCGCAUCACCAAGCAACAAUGAUCCUCAACCAAAAAGAAGCUACAUUAAUUACUACUACAGUGACUUUUUGGUUCGAGGCAUAGAUGACUACAGAUUUUGCACUGCAGAAUGCUUUUUUACAGAUAUCUCACUUAAUUUAUCAGAAAAAACAGGUGUGCUAUCUAAAAGUUGGUACACCCAGAUAAAGAGAAGCGUACGCGAGUAUACAAACUACCGCUUUCGUAUAAGUGCGACUCAGAAACUUCUGAGAGAAAGUCUGCUGCGAGGCAAAAAAAAAUUACCUCCGACAUUCCUGAGUCUAUUGCAGAAUGAAAGUUCAACAGACGAUAAAGUUACAUACGGACUGUGCAUCUAUACAUCUUUGAGUGGCAAGGAAGUUGCCGUUCCAAUUAUGUGCGAGAAAAUGCGAAAGCUUUUGAGUGAGAACAUCAACGAUGAGAUUAAGUCCAAGCAUGCAAAUUGGGAAAGUGAUAUUCUUCCUCCACGCAUUGAUAUUAAAGAUAUCAAAGAGAAUUCUACUGUCUUUAUCACAGUAAAAGCCUUUAACUACACACAGGCAAAUCUUGGAAUACACUAUGACAUGCUAGCUGCGCUCUUUCAUAACAACAAUAAUUCCACACCAGCACUAACACCAGUAAUAAAAAGAAAACCAUCAUCAAAGACAGCUACUAAAAAGUCUUCUAGAAAGACUAAAAACAAAGCUGUUGGCAGUAAUUAG
Nematocida ausubeli is the source of this 3348-nucleotide messenger RNA. RefSeq lists its product as uncharacterized. NCBI's taxonomy places the organism in Eukaryota, Fungi, Microsporidia. The record is from RefSeq and is a predicted model, not a curated record. Bases 1 to 3348 code for a protein of 1115 amino acids. The transcript has a single exon.